AUGCUGCCGGGCGGCCGCCGCUUCGUCUGCACCUCGCUGCCUCUGGACGCCGCCUGCCCGCUGCCCGCCGCGCCCGCCCCGGGGGUCGGCCUGGCCCCCGAGGAGGAGCUGAAGGCCACCGUCCUCCGCCUGCGGGAGACCAUCCUGCAGCAGAAGGAGACGCUGGGCCAGCAGCGGGAGACCAUCCGCGAGCUGACCGCCAAGCUGGGCCGCUGCGAGGGCGGGCCCGACGGCAAAGGGGGGCCCUGGAGGAAGGAGGGCAAAGGGAAGGACACCAUGGGCGAUCUGCCCCGCGACCCCGGCCAGGUCAUCGACCAGCUCAGCCGCACCAUGCAGACCCUCAAGGACCGCCUGGAGAACCUCGAGCAUCAACUCCGCUCCAAUGUGUCCUACGCCGCCCUGCCUCUUGAUCUCCGCGAGAUGCUUCAAAAGAGACUCGGGGAUCUAGAGCGUCAGCUAUUCAGCAGAGUGGCAGAACUGGAGAACGAGAAAUCUCUGCUCCACAACGAGACUUCCUCCCACCGGCAAAGGACCGAGGCAGCCUUGAACGCACUGCUGGAAAGAGUUUCUGAGCUGGAAAGAGGUACCAGCGCCUUCAAGUCGCCAGAUGAGUUCAAAGUCUCCCUGCCCCUCCGCACCAACUACCUGUAUGGGAAGGUGAAGAAGACCCUGCCAGAGCUGUACGCCUUCACCGUGUGCUUGUGGCUGAAGUCGAGCGCCUCACCUGGAAUCGGGACGCCCUUCUCGUACGCCGUCCCCGGCCAGGCGAACGAAGUGGUGUUGAUCGAGUGGGGGAACAACCCCAUCGAGCUCCUGAUUAACGACAAGGUCGCGCAGCUCCCACUCUUCAUCAGCGACGGGAAGUGGCACCACAUCUGCAUCACCUGGACGACACGGGACGGCAUGUGGGAGGCCUUCCAGGAUGGGGAGAAACUGGGCACCGUGGCCAACUUGGCUCCGUGGCACCCUAUUAAACCGGGAGGGGUCCUGAUUCUCGGCCAGGAGCAGGACACCGUUGGCGGACGGUUUGAUGCGACUCAGGCUUUCGUUGGCGAGAUGAGCCAGUUCAAUAUAUGGGACAGGGUCUUGAAGCCCGAAGACAUCAUGAAUAUCGCAAACUGCUCGACCAACAUGCCCGGUAACAUCAUACCGUGGGUCGACAACAACGUUGAUGUCUUUGGCGGCGCGGCUAAAUGGCCCGUGGAGACGUGUGAAGAGCGCCUACUAGAUCUAUAG
Molecule: messenger RNA, 1236 nt
Organism: Gekko japonicus
Lineage: Eukaryota; Metazoa; Chordata; Lepidosauria; Squamata; Gekkonidae
Gene: NPTX2
Product: neuronal pentraxin II
Exons: 5
Coding region: 1-1236 (411 amino acids)
Source: RefSeq, a predicted model, not a curated record